AUGAUAUACGGUGCUCUGAAAGUAGAGUGCAUAGUAGUGGCUAAUGGAAAGGAAGCCUUGGAAGCAUACCAAAAAUCACCUAAUUUUGCUCAUAUUCUCGUGGAUAUACAUAUGCCAGUGAAGGAGGGAUACGAUUCUACAAAAUAAAUUAGACUUCAUGAAAAUCAAAAGGAUUACCCAGGUACAAAAUUCUUGGCCUUAGAGGAGGUAAAUAUCAUAGUAAUUUCAAUUUAUAAGACGGUAAUCCCAAGACAAAGGCAGCAUGUAUCAGUGCUUGUAUGGAUGAUUAGCUUGCCAAGCCAUUAAAAAAAGAACUGUUAUCAUAGUAUUUGUGAUAUUUACACAACUUAUAAAUAAUGA
Messenger RNA from Paramecium tetraurelia, 360 nucleotides. RefSeq lists its product as uncharacterized. Gene Ontology annotation, biological process: phosphorelay signal transduction system. The transcript is spliced from 2 exons. NCBI's taxonomy places the organism in Eukaryota, Ciliophora, Oligohymenophorea, Peniculida, Parameciidae. The record is from RefSeq and is a predicted model, not a curated record.